Molecule: messenger RNA, 1902 nt
Organism: Arxiozyma heterogenica
Lineage: Eukaryota; Fungi; Ascomycota; Saccharomycetes; Saccharomycetales; Saccharomycetaceae
Gene: GUF1
Product: GTPase GUF1
Exons: 1
Coding region: 1-1902 (633 amino acids)
Biological process (GO): positive regulation of translation
Cellular component (GO): mitochondrion
Molecular function (GO): GTPase activity; mitochondrial ribosome binding; GTP binding
Source: RefSeq, a predicted model, not a curated record
AUGGAGAUGAUAAAACUAUCCUAUGUAUUUCGUAGAUUAAUUCACACUAACAUUCAACAAAGAUUGGAUAAAAUCCCUUUAAGUGACUACAGAAUAUUUUCCAUUGCAGCUCAUAUAGAUCAUGGUAAAUCAACAUUAAGUGACCGACUAUUAGAAAUCACCAAUGUGAUAGCUAAGGAUAACAAUAAUAAACAGGUAUUGGAUAAGUUGGAAGUAGAAAAAGAAAGAGGCAUUACUAUCAAAGCUCAAACUUGUACUAUGUUUUACAAUCAAGGGAAGAAAGAUUCUAAGAGCCAAGACUAUCUUUUACAAUUGAUCGAUACUCCAGGACACGUAGAUUUUAAAGAUGAAGUGGUUAGAUCAUUUGCAUCGGUAGAUGGAGUUAUUUUGUUGGUAGAUGCAAUAAAGGGGGUACAAGCACAGACUGUAGCUAACUUUAAAUUAGCUCAAAAUAUGAAUUUAACUAUAGUUCCUGUUAUUAAUAAAAUUGAUAUUAAGAAUUCUCAAGUUGAUAUAGUAGAACAACAAUUAAUCCAUGAAUUAGGAUUUGCUCAAGAUACAAUUGUUAAGAUUAGUGCCAAAUCGGGGUUAAAUGUUAAAGAACAUCUAUUACCGAAGAUUAUUGACACAAUUCCACCCCCAAAAGGAGAGUUGUUAGACCCUUUUAGAGCAUUACUGAUUGAUUCAUGGUAUGAUCCAUAUUUAGGUGUGGUGCUAUUAACUAAACUAGUAGAUGGUAAAAUAAAAGUUGGUGAUAAAAUAAUGAGUGGUAUUACAAAGAAAAGCUAUGACGUUAAAGAACUUGGUAUUAUGUAUCCAAACCAAACCCCGCUUAAUCAUUUGAUCUGCGGACAAGUUGGAUAUAUUAUUACAGGAAUGAAAAAUGUCCAAGACGCUAUCCUAGGGGAUACGUUAGUAUCACAGAGCCAUGCUAAGGAUACAGUAUUAUUACCUGCUUUCAAAGAAUCAAAACCAAUGGUAUUUGUGGGUGCAUUUCCAGCAGACGGAUCUGAUUUUAAGGCAAUGGAUGAAAACAUCAACAAGCUGGUUCUAAAUGAUAGAUCGGUUUCAUUAAAUAGAGAAACUUCUGCCGCUUUAGGAAAAGGAUGGAGACUUGGAUUCUUAGGUUCAUUACAUGCGUCUGUAUUUAAAGAAAGACUAGAGAAGGAGUAUGGCUCAAAAUUAAUCAUUACUCAACCAACAGUGCCGUAUUUAGUUCAGUACAGUAGUGAUAAGUCAAAGUUGAUUACAAAUCCAUCAGAGUUUCCGGAUAAUUCUUCAAAACAUAGAACAGGCAUUAAAUCUUUACAAGAGCCUUUUGUUAAAGCAACAAUAACAGUUCCAAAUAAGUAUGUCGGAUCUAUUAUCCAGCUAUGUGAAAAUAAUAGAGGACAACAAUUAGAUAUUAAAUAUGCUACUGGGAUCGAUUUGGCUGAAUUAAUUUAUGAUUUACCAUUGGCGCAAUUAAUUGAUGACUUCUUUGGACAGUUAAAAUCCAUUUCUAACGGGUUUGCUACAUUAGAUUAUGAAUCAAACGGCUUUAAAGAAUCUGAUAUUGUGAAAUUAGAAUUAUUGGUUAAUGGUCAAAGUCUUGAUGCUCUAUCACAUGUAGUACAUAGAUGUCAAGUCCAACAUCUCGGUAGAGGAUGGGUUAAAAAAUUUAAAGAAUAUAUCAGAUUACAACAAUAUGAAGUGGUGAUUCAAAGUAGAUGUAAUGGGAAGAUUAUUGCCAGAGAAACAAUCAAGGCUAGAAGAAAGGAUGUCCUAGCUAAAUUACAUGCCUCUGAUGUAUCAAGAAGAAAGAAAUUGUUGGCCAAACAAAAAGAAGGUAAAAAAAACUUGAAAUCAAUAGGGAAUGUUAUGAUUUCUCAAGAAGCAUAUCAAGCUUUCUUACGUAAAUAA